This is a messenger RNA of Osmerus eperlanus (European smelt), 3525 nucleotides long. RefSeq names its product macrophage stimulating 1 (gene mst1). The record is from RefSeq and is a predicted model, not a curated record. Bases 272 to 2401 code for a protein of 709 amino acids. The transcript is spliced from 18 exons. Gene Ontology annotation, molecular function: receptor tyrosine kinase binding; serine-type endopeptidase activity. Gene Ontology annotation, biological process: proteolysis; regulation of receptor signaling pathway via JAK-STAT. NCBI's taxonomy places the organism in Eukaryota, Metazoa, Chordata, Actinopteri, Osmeriformes, Osmeridae.
UCCUGAAUGUUCACAUGUGGGUGGACAAGAUUAAGUCAUCGUACGUCUACACUGAUUCAAUAACAUUUAACACCCCUGAACACCCAUGAACAUCUGACCGCUCUCAGUAUUUUGGAUGUGUUCCUCUACCAUUUUAUAAGUUGAUGUUAAAUAUAUAGUUUUGCUAAAGUAGCCUAAUUAGCAGAUACGCGUCAGAGGAUCCCCUUCACUCAGAGCUGUCAGAAAAUCAAAGUCCUCGAUUCUGUUUUCGUCCAGUUCAUCUGCAGAAGCAAUGAAACUGGUUAUUUCGUGUAUUCUCGCAUUUUGGACUGGAUUGGUUACAGGGAGCCGUAGUCUCCUGAAUGACUUCCAGCGCUCUGAGGGGAGGGAGCUGGCACCAACAGUCUGGAACUCAGCACGAGUCAUCAUAUUACCAGGACUCACACUGGAGGACUGUGCCAAGAGCUGCUCAAAGACUCUGGACUGCAGAGCCUUCAACUAUGAGACUCGUCCCUCCAUCACCUGUAAACAGCUGCCGUGGGUGGAGGACGGAAGCAAUGCUGAGGUCAAAAGAAAUGUCAACUGUGACCUUUAUGAAAAGAAGGUCUAUGUAAGGAAAUGCAUCGUGGGUAAAGGGGAAGACUAUCGUGGCAAGGUUUCAACAACAAAAAGCGGGCAUACUUGUCAGCAGUGGUGGUCCAAGUUUCCACACGAUCACAGGUGGAUCCCCUCAUCGACUAACGGCUUGGAGCUGAACUACUGCAGGAAUCCUGACGGGGAUCCCAUAGGGCCAUGGUGCUACACUACUGACCAGGAACGCCGCUACGAGAGCUGCAACAUCCCCCACUGCAAAGAUGAGGUGUGUAUUACCUGUAACGGGGAGGACUACCGAGGCCAGGUGGACCACACUGUGAAUGGGAGAGAGUGUCAGAGGUGGGACCAGCAGUUCCCCCACCAGCACAUCUACCAGCCAGAGAAGUAUCCCGAUAAGAGCCUGGACGACAACUACUGUCGUAAUCCUGAUGCGUCUCCAGUCCCCUGGUGUUACACCAUCGACCCUCUGCAGGAGAGGGAGAGCUGUGAGAUCAGCAAGUGUUCCGUGGUUCCAAAAAGACGCGUUCGCUUCAGCUUCACCACCAACUGCUUCCGUGGCCGCGGAGAGGACUACCGUGGUAAAGUGAACGAGACCACGUCCAGUAUCCCCUGCCAACGCUGGGACGCCCAGCAGCCUCACGAGCAUCCCUUCUACCCCAACACCUACGAAUGCAAAGGUUUGGAAGAGAACUACUGUCGCAACCCAGACGGGUCGGAGGCCCCCUGGUGCUUCACCUCCGUGCCUGAGAUGAGGACCGCGCUCUGCCUACAGAUCAAACGCUGCGCAGAUGACAUCGAAGCUGAGGAUUGCUACCACGAGAAUGGUAAAAACUACAGAGGCGUAGUACGCAAAACCCGUAAGGGCAUCACCUGCCAGAAAUGGAGUGUUAACACCCCUCACAAAACCAAGAUCAACCCAGAGACACACCCUCAGGCCAACCUGACAGAGAACUACUGUCGGAAUCCAGAUGGAGAUCAGCAUGGGCCCUGGUGCUAUACGACUGACCCCAAAACUGAGUUUGACUACUGUGCCAUCAAGCAGUGUGCUGGAGAGAAAGUGUCCCUGAUUGAGCCAGCUGAAAAGGUGGAGUUCAACGAAUGUGGGAAGAGAGACGACCGCCGUAUGGCUAGCAUGUUACGUAUCGUCGGUGGGCUCCCUGGCAACUCUCCCUGGACAGUGAGUCUCAGAGACAGGAAAGGAAACCAUUUUUGUGGAGGGUCCCUGGUGAACUCCAAAUGGGUCAUCAGCACCAAGCAGUGUUUCUCUUCUUGUUAUGUGGACUUGCCAGGGUACUCAGCCAAGAUGGGGACCCUGUACAAAGACCCUAAAGAGGGCGAGCCAGAACCACAGACAAUCCCCCUCACCAAGAUUGUCUGUGGACCCUCAGAGUCUCAGCUGGUCAUGCUACAACUGGAAUACGCCGCCCAGUUUAAUGAGCGUGUGUCUCAGAUCUGUCUGCCCCCUGAGCGCUACAUUGUUCCCGAGGAGACUCCCUGUGAGAUUGCUGGAUGGGGGGAGACUAAAGGCACUGGAGAUGAAACUGUCCUAAAUGUGGCUCAGAUACCAGUCAUUAGCAACAAGGAAUGCAACAAAUACUUCCGGGGUCGUGUCCGGGAAAAUGAGAUGUGCACAAACUCCUUCCAGGGUGGAGUAGGAGCCUGUGAGAGAGACUACGGGGGUCCUCUGGCCUGCCAGAACAGUGACUGCUGGGUCCUGGAGGGAGUCAUCAUUCCUAUGCGGCGCUGUGGGCACCCAGGCCAGCCCAACAUCUUCAUCCGGGUCUCCGUCUAUGUGGAUUGGAUCAAGAAGGUCAUGGAGAUGGCCUAGUAGCAGAUCCUACUCCAAUCAGGGACUAUCCCUGCCCUUCUACCGCCACAGCAUCUACAAACUUACUUUAAUCCCUGUCAACCUACCCACUGGCCACACACUGACCCUCUGUUGUCAAUAAUAGUGCAUUGUUUAUUUGUUUGACUGAUGACUGUAAGCAAAAUGACACAUAGUGAGUCUGCAGUCUGACCAAUGACAAUGAAUGCAUCUGUGAGUGUUGUGUAAGUGUGAAUCUUAGGAAUAACCUCAGGAUGGGCUUGUGAAGGGUGUUCAAGUUCAUGUUCCCCAAAAUCCCCCUUUCACCCCUCACUAAAAAUGCUGACCACCAAACCCUACACCACCACUUCUGUGGGACUGCGUGGUGCACUCAAAUACCUUCUUUGCCCCCCAGCCUCGAAAGAAAUCCCCCUCUGCCUGUCUUUUGAUGCUUGCCCCCACCUCUAAAGACAUGCCAUUGUGCCUUAUGCAGAACUGUAUACGCUGCACAUUCUUUCUGGUUCUAUAGGAGGAUUUUUGUAACUCGGUCCUGAUGAGCCCACGGAAUUCAGCUUAAAUAAACCGAAGAGUUUAGAGAUCAGAGUCCAACGGAAUCUCAGACACACCAGUCUGUGGAAAGGCAGUGGACUGACUCUGGCAGUGGUCUCUCUCUCUCUCUCUCUCCCUCCUGCCCUCUCUCUGUGUCUGUCUCACACUCUCCCUCUUCCUAUCUCUAUCUCUUUUUUGCACCCUCACACAAACUAAAAGCAUGUGCCAACACAGAAUCACAUGAUUAUUCAGAAGCAUCUAUUGAUUCUCUUGACAAAAUGUAUAUGCAUUGGUAGAAAAGUUAAGAAUAAGAUUGCACAGUUUAGAUGGCAGUUUGGCGGUUAAGAGUUUACCGUCAUGCUGUUCACUUUCAUAAGAUGAUGUUCCUGAUAGAUGACUAAUCAAAUACAGGUAUGACUGGUGUACUACUUUAGUUCUGAAAAACAUUACCAAAAUUGUUAAUGUAUGAGUAGGUUAACCUCACGACAUGUGGAUUCUCGAUGUCUUCACUAAUUAAUCAUAAAGCUGUACAUGUGUUGUCUGUUGUGUUGUAACUGUAGAAAGAGAGAUCAGAAAGAUUUAAAACCCCAGUGAUGUUU